Messenger RNA from Pygocentrus nattereri (red-bellied piranha), 1073 nucleotides. It is a transcript of the gene exosc4, whose product is annotated as exosome component 4. Gene Ontology annotation, biological process: nuclear mRNA surveillance; U4 snRNA 3'-end processing; rRNA catabolic process. Gene Ontology annotation, cellular component: cytoplasmic exosome (RNase complex); nucleolus; nuclear exosome (RNase complex). Bases 229 to 966 code for a protein of 245 amino acids. The record is from RefSeq and is a predicted model, not a curated record. Lineage: Eukaryota; Metazoa; Chordata; Actinopteri; Characiformes; Serrasalmidae. The transcript is spliced from 3 exons.
GUUUUAACAGCUUAUUUUUAUUUUCUAAGUGAAACGUCCUUCACCAGGAGAGUUUAAAUCAAGGUAAGACGGUUAGUUCGCCGGACCGCUCCUGUUCAGAAGGUGGCGCUAAUGCGCUAAACGUUGUUUGCCAGCCGCCGAAGAGCGGAGCAGCAGAGGCCGCCGAGGAAGACGUUUCACGUUGUCCGUCUGGCUGCUCGCGCGCUGGAGCGGCUCUGAAGGCGCCGAAUGGCGGGACUGGAGCUGCUGUCCGAUCAGGGCUACCGGCUGGACGGGCGGAGAGCGGCGGAACUCCGCAAGGUCCAGGCCCGGAUGGGGGUCUUCGCUCAGGCGGACGGCUCGGCCUACAUUGAGCAGGGCAACACCAGAGCCCUGGCUGUAGUAUACGGACCACACGAGGUUCGAGGGUCCCGCAGUAAAACCCUACACGACCGUGCGGUCAUCAACUGUCAGUACAGCAUGGCCACGUUCAGCACUGCGGAGAGGAAGAGGCGCCCGCACGGCGACCGCAAGUCCAGCGAGAUGAGUCUGCACCUCAAACAGACCUUCGAGGCCGCCGUGCUCACUCAGCUCUACCCGCGCUCCCAGAUCGACAUCUACGUUAAGAUCCUCCAGUCGGACGGUGGGAACUACAGCGCGUGUGUGAAUGCUGCGACUCUGGCCCUGGUGGACGCAGGGAUCCCCAUGCGGGACUACGUGUGCGCCUGCACUGCGGGCUUCGUGGAGGACACGCCGCUGGCGGACCUGUGCCACGCGGAGGAGAGCGGGGGCGGCACCACGCUGGCCCUGGCACUGCUGCCCCGUAGCGAGAACAUCGCCCUCGUGCAGAUGGACGCACGGCUCCACCAGGACCACUUGGACGCGCUGAUGGAGGCGGCAAUGAUGGCCUGUAAAGGACUCAGUAAAGUCCUGGACAGCGUGGUGCGCCAGCAUCUGCAGGAAGUGUCUGUGCUGACCAGAGAAUGAAGAGCUGUGUCUGGUGCACCAGUAUGUCCACAAAAGUUUGCAUUUAAAGUGGAAAAAAUAUUUUCUCUUUUUUUUUUUUUAUUAUUAAAUAAAAGAUUUGGAUGUAA